Molecule: messenger RNA, 3845 nt
Organism: Brassica napus (rape)
Lineage: Eukaryota; Viridiplantae; Streptophyta; Magnoliopsida; Brassicales; Brassicaceae
Product: S-protein homolog 1
Exons: 1
Coding region: 1296-1751 (151 amino acids)
Source: RefSeq, a predicted model, not a curated record
UUUAAUUAUUUAAUAUAUAUUUAUUAUUUUAUAAUAUGUAAAAAUAUUUAAUACAUAUAAUAAUUUAUAUAUAUAAUGUUGAUCCCGCGCAAGGCGCGGAUCUUAACCUAGUUAUAAAUGUAUUUGUUAAUGUAAAGUUAGCCAAAUAAAAAUGUCACACGGUUAAACCAUUUUGUAACGGUUCCUCGCUUUUAAUGAAUAAUUAUAUAUAUGUCAUAAGAAUCAAAACAAUCGGUAAUGUUUUGUUUGAAUUAAUUGUAGAACCAAAAUAAUAACUAAUAGUAAUAAAUAGACCAAACAACUUUUUAAAGUAGAUUUAUUAAAACUCAUUCCCUUUUAAUAGUAUUGAUGUCAACAUCUAUGAUUACUUUUGAUUAUAGUCUUAUAGAUAGACUUUAUAGUAUAAACCCAGGGUAUAAAUUCUUUGAUGUUUGCAUACGUGGACUCUAGGGGUCAAGAAACGGCCAAUCACAAAGACAAAGCAUUUGCUUGAUUUAAUAUUUUCUAAAAAUUGACUAUUUACUAAGGAUUAAUUUUUGUUUUAAUAUUGUAAAUGUAAGUUUUUUAUCGGAAAGAAUAAUUCUUCAGACAUUUCAGUGUUCAAUACUGUUAUUAAUUCCGAAACUGUAACGUAAAACUUGAACAGUACUUGGUUCAGAAAAAAAAGAUAACCAAAAGUUUGCCGAGAUAUAAUUAACCCAAAUUAUGUAGGACUUUGAAAUCAUUUGUUUUUGAAAUAAAUACUCCACCAUGCUGAAGUCCUAACGAAAAUUACUUGAAUGUUUUUUUUGACAUAAAUAUUGGAGUUGUAAUUUUGAAAUCCUUAGUACUUUCAUAUAAUUUUAAUAAAUUUAUAGGUUUCAAAUGAGACUGGAUGAUAAAUCACAAUUAUUUUUAUUUUUAUUUUUUUGACAACUCACAAUUAUUAUUUUUUGCCAACGAUAAAUCACAAUUUUUGUUUAACCGUUUAUUUAAUCCUAUAUUUUUAUCACCAUAAAUAAUAUAUUCAAAACUAAUAGCUAAAUCAUAAUGCUGAUUUAUUUUUCCUACUAACUAGAUGUUUUUUUUGAACAUUACUAACUAGAUAUUAUAGGAGAUAACCUUUCAACUUCAAUGCUAAAUAACCCGUGGUCACAUAAAUGAUUUAGAGCAUGAUGCAUCACUAAUGCAAUGCAAUAACUUCAGAGUUCAUGAUCUAACUAAACGUCAUUUACCGUUUCGCUCUUCCAUUAUAAAAGAAACCAACAAAAAAAAACUCUUCACCAUUGUGUACUCUCAUUGUUGAAAACAAAAGUAUGAGCAACAUCAAACAAUUUCUCUUGGCCAUUUACAUCUCUCUAGUCUUAACAUGUGAAGAUCGUGUCGUAGCCAGGAGCGCCACCAUGAGAGACAUCAUAGGCCCCAAGAUUUCUGAAUGGCAAGUCAUGGUAGUCAACGGUUUAGCUACGUCUGAAACUCUCUUCAUCCAUUGCAAAUCUAAAGAAGACGAUUUAGGAGAACAUAAUCUGCGUCUUGGAGAUAGGUUUUCAUGGAAUUUUGGAGAAAACAUGCUUCACUCAACUUUGUUUUGGUGCUACUUGAGUAAAGAUGAUGGUCAUAUGAAUGUGGAAGUGUUUUGGGAUGAUGUAAUCUUAUUCCAUAGAUGUGGUUGGAAGAAAUGCGUUUGGACUGCUAAAACUGAUGGGCUUUAUCUUUGGAACUUUGCGAAUGGUGAAGACUUGUUGUUGGAGAAAUGGGAAGCUGGAUGGUGAUUUUUUCUUCUUAAUGUUUAGUUUUAUGGAGAAACAAAACUAAUUCAAGAUGUUUUUUUCUCUCUCACAAAACUCUCUUCAUUUUGUACUUUUUCCAUCAUAAAUUUCCGUUUUGUUUGUUAGUAUAUAGUUAUAUAUUACAUACACAAACCGGUUAAUUUAUCGAUUAAUAUUAUGUGAUCAACUUAGAAACAAUUAAAAUAUAAAUAAAUUAUUAGAUCUUCUCUCUAUUGCUCAAGAAUCCCAAUAUAUAAUUCAUGAUCGUUAUAGCAUUUGGUACAGCUUCGGUUUAUGUUCGGUAUUCAGAUAUAUGCAAUUUGUAAGACCUUAGUUUUGGUUUGGAUUUAGUUUGGUUUUCAAAAACAGAGGAGUCCUUCAAAUAUGUAUACUCAAGUAAAUGUUAAAAAUAAUGGUCUGACUAUCAUAAAAAUGACAAAGUAUGGAUUAUGUUUUGUAUUAUUUCUUGUUUUUCUACUAAUGAUCAAGCACUAAUAAUAGUACAGGUACACAGGUACAUAAAUGAACAAUAAAAUGAGUGUUACCGGGUCAAUCAAUCAUGCCUAUGCAAGGCUUUCAAAAUCGCAGGAGAUAACAGUAGGUUCAAGCUCAACCACAUGUCACUCUUGUUUAUUUCAAUGUAUGUGUUACUUUCUUCAUCUAACGCAAAUAAACUCCAGAGAUAGUGCAGAGGGAUUGGUGAAACUGUUGUAAAAUGAACAUACCACUGAGACAGCUGUGAUAAGGUCAUACAUAGCAUCUGCUACUGGAACAUGAUAUAUCACAACGGGGAGGUCACCUGCAAUACAAAAAUAAUUACAAUUCGAUAGCAUCAGAAUAUGCCAAACGACGAUCCUAUAAUAACAAGUAAUAAUUUGCAUUUCAAAUUAAUCUCCAUUGGCACAGAAAAAAAAACUCAGAGAACCAGUAAGGCAGGGUAAAAGAAGAGAGAUAGCAUUUUGAGUAGUGUUCAGAGUUUUAGAAAGUACAGAAAAGUAAUGACAGAGUUUUUGCUCAAAGGUUGAGAGGUAGAGCAGACAAAAUCCUACAGUGAUGCUGGUGAUGUGGAGGAGGGUCGAGUGUGAUGACAACUUGGGGCCACACAAUGUUUCCUCUAAUCUCGCAAGUCUCCUUGCGUCUCUCCAAAGAGAUCUCAGCACACCAAAUCUCCAACUUAUGAGGAGCAAGCACAUCCCAGAAGAUCAACAAGUUGGGACCAGAGUUGCUCAGUUUGUGCCCGGGAAGUACUUGAUCGAGUUCUCGAAUCUUGAAUCGCCUCGCCUCAGUAAUCCCACAACCGUCCAGCAUAGCUGACCAGCUUGGAAGCAGCGAGAGUGUAUCCCUGAGAGCCUCCGAGCCCAUCACCUCUCUCCACGCAACCACCUCGGUUUCGGGGCUCUCCCUCACACCACAUUACCAGCCCAUCACUAUUACUGCAAUACACUACAUUCUCUAUCACAUGCCAACCCCUUUCUUUCCAUUUGCUUUCACUUGGAAUGUAGGAUAAACAUUUUCCUGUGCCAGUCAUUGCAGCAAGCUCCUUCUCCUCCUUUAUCACAAUCUUUUCGCACAUUAAGGGACGACUACAAUGAGGCGGGGGCAUGGGGAUCGAUAAUCCAGGAACAUGACACUCGACGAGGCUCUUCCGCCAACCUAUCAAGGGUUCUUGGGGAGAGGGUGAACCAGCGUGGAUUUGGUUCUGGAGGGAUGCUUAAGCAUAGAUAGAUAAGGUUCUCUGUGCAGCCGGAAAGGGUUCUCAAGUUGUACAACUCAGGCGUCAACAAUAGAUAGAACCAUCUCUUCCGGCAACAAAGAUAACCCACUCCGAGGAUGAUGGCUCUUCCUCGCAUGGAUUCAUCAUCAUCCACGUUCUAGUUGUGCAAAGAGGUUAGUGGCUGAAAUCACUUGAAGCUAGCUUUACCUGAGACAGAGAAAAAUAAAUAUUCGGCGGAGAGGGAGAGGCGGAACGACAAACACCGCCGUUAAGUUUUUGGGUAUAUUUUGUAUAAAUAACCUCAAAACUUUUAAGUUAUGUUUUGGACGCCACUAAGACCAUGAUUAAGGCUGAAAUCCAAAUGGGUUUUUAAUUUUUUUUUU